AUGCUUAAUUAUCGUCCUUAUCUAUUUCCAUUUGUUCUAUUUCUUCUACAAAUGGUUUUUAUAUUUCUCCUUGGUUUUUACAGCCAAUAUGAAUAUUAUCCAAUUUCAAAUGUAACAGAUUUUGAAAAUCCACCUCGUGGUCUUGUGGAAUUUUAUUAUUCAAUGUUUACUGAUAUACAUGUAAUGAUGUUUAUUGGUUUUGGAUUUUUAAUGACUUUCUUAAGUCAUUAUUCAUAUUCAGCUAUUGGAUUUAAUUUUAUAUUAUGUGCUUUUACAGUUGAAUGGGCUUUAAUUAUGCGUGGUUUUAUAUUUGAUUGGGAUGCUUCGAAGCAAAAAUUUCUAAUUGAUGUAGAAAGUUUAUCAACAGCUGAUUUUGUUUCGGCUAGUAUACUUAUUUCAAUGGGAGCAGUCUUAGGACAAGUUAGUCCACUUCAAUUAAUAUUAAUGGCAUUUUUUGAAGUUCCUAUACAAGUUGUUAAUGAAUGGAUUGGUACACAUUUCUUUUGUGCAAAUGAUGCUGGAGAAUCAAUGUUUGUACAUGUAUUUGGAGCAUAUUUUGGUUUAGCUGUUGCUUUUGUUUUAUUUCGUUCGAAUAUUCUUGAUUCUCCACUUGAAAAAUCCCGUUAUACAUCAGAUUUAUUUUCUAUAAUUGGUACAAUGUUUCUUUUUUGUUUUUGGCCAUCAUUUAAUGCUGGUACGACACAUGGUGUUGAACGACUUCAUGCAAUUACUAAUACAUAUGUAUCUAUAUGUGCAUCAGUUAUCGGUGCUUUUCUUAUGUCAACAAUUGUUCGAAAAGGUAAAUUGGAUAUGGUACAUAUUCAAAAUUCCACAUUAGCUGGUGGAGUUGCUAUAGGAACUGUAGCUACAUCAGAUAUUGGUUUUCAUGGUGCUAUGAUUAUUGGUACACUUGCUGGUAUGAUAUCUGUUUUAGGUUUUCAUUCUCUCUUACCUAAGUUGCAACGUAUACAUGUUCAUGAUACAUGCGGAGUAAAUAAUUUACAUGGAAUGCCUGGUUUAAUGGCUGCUAUUGCAGGAAUUAUUAUAGCUUUCUUUGGAAACCGAUCAGGCUAUUUAAAUCAUUUAACAGAUGUUUGUCUUACUGGUGGAAAAAAACGAACUAAUAAUAUUCAAUCAGCUUAUCAAGUAGCUGCACUUUUAUUAACAUUAUGUAUGGGUGUUGUUGGUGGAUUGAUUACAGGUUCAAUAUUACGAUUACCAAUAUUUGUUCAAAAAUAUGAAAAUUUUGAAGAUGAACCAAUUUGGCAUUUACCUGAUGAGGGUCAAACUGAUGAUGCUGGUAGUUUGAAUAAAAAUUUGGACCGACGAUUUAGUGUAAUACCCACUGCUAAUUUGAAUAAAAAUUUACAAAAACGAUUUAGUAUUUUUCCAGCAUGA
Molecule: messenger RNA, 1398 nt
Organism: Rotaria sordida
Lineage: Eukaryota; Metazoa; Rotifera; Eurotatoria; Philodinida; Philodinidae
Source: the annotation of a GenBank genome assembly